CGUGGGUGCUCCGACCUCUUUCCGGGGCGCUCUGGAGUGCCGGGACCCAUUCCUGGGCCCGCCCCGGGGCUGCGCGGGCUGGGGCGGGGGACGCUCCUGCGGGCCGGGCUCAGGAUCCCGCGCCGGACCAUCGGGAGCCUCGAAGGCGGCAGCAGCCCAACGGCCAGUGGGUGCGCGAGCGGGGCCCCGGGCGCGGCUGCCCUCGGGGCGUGCAGAGGGCCGGAAGGGGGCUCUGGAUUUCAGUCCCACCCCCUUUCCCUCUGGGUCCGGGAACCCCCGGGCGCUCAGACCCUCCUCCUUCCAGGUAGGGACCGGGAGCCGAGCGUGCGCCUCUCCUCCCAGGAGCUCGCUCCACCAUGGGCAACGCCUCCAAUGCCUCGCGGCCGGAUGAGGACUGCGAGAGCCGACAGUGGCUCCCCUCGGGCGAGAGCCCGGCCAUCAGCGCCGUGAUGUUCUCGGCUGGGGUGCUGGGGAACUUGGUGGCGCUGGCGCUGCUGGCCCGCCGCUGGCGAGGAGAGCCGGGGCGCAGCGCCAGCGGCCGGAGCCCCAUCUCCUUGUUCCACGUGCUGGUGACCGAGCUGGUGCUCACCGAUCUCCUGGGGACCUGCCUCAUCAGCCCCGUGGUGCUGGCUUCGUACGCGCGGAACCAGACGCUGGUGGCCUUGGCGCCCGAGAGCCGCGCGUGCACCUACUUCGCCUUCGCCAUGACCUUCUUCAGCCUGGCCACGAUGCUCAUGCUCUUCGCCAUGGCUUUGGAGCGCUACCUCGCCAUCGGGCACCCCUACUUCUACCAGCGCCGCUUCUCGCGCCGCGGGGGCCUGGCCGUGCUGCCCGCCAUCUACGCCGCCUCGCUGCUCUUCUGCUCCCUGCCGCUGCUGCGCUACGGCGAGUACGUCCAGUACUGCCCCGGGACCUGGUGCUUCGUCCGGCACGGGCGCACCGCCUACCUGCAGCUCUACGCCACCGUGCUGCUGCUGCUCAUCGUGGCGGUGCUCGCCUGCAACCUCAGCGUCAUCCUCAACCUCGUCCGCAUGCACCGCCGCGGCAAGAGGAGCCGCCUCGGGCCCUCGGGGGGUAGCGCGCGGGGCGGCCCCGGGCCCCGCCGGCGCGGGGACCGGACAUCCAUGGCGGAGGAGGCGGACCACCUCAUUCUCCUGGCCAUUAUGACCAUCACCUUCGCCGUCUGCUCCUUGCCUUUCACAAUUUUUGCAUAUAUGAAUGAAACCUCUUCCCGAAAGGAAAAGUGGGACCUCCAAGCUCUUAGAUUUCUAUCCAUUAAUUCCAUAAUUGACCCUUGGGUCUUUGCCAUCCUCAGGCCUCCGGUCCUGAGACUCAUGCGUUCCGUCCUCUGUUGCCGAACUUCAUUAAGAACCCAAGAUGCACCCCAGACUUCCUGUUCUACACAGUCAAAUGCCAGUAAACAGGUUGACCUUUGCGGGCAGUUGUGAGGACAAGCCUCAUUAGCAGGCAUCUGGGAGAUUCUUCUGAAAUGGUCCCUUGGAGAAAUGUAAAAAGUUCAUGUGUAAACAAAACCAAACUACUCUAAUAAAACAGAGUAAAUAGACAUUUACUCAGCAGCUUGGGCAACAGACAGGAUGACAGGGUACUUCAUGGAAGGUGUCAGAAGGAUCUAUAAAACCUAGCCCUGGUGAGCCUGUUUCUGAGCCUGCGGAGCAGCAAGCAGCUGCAUUUACUACCCAGUUGCCUUGUUAUUUAAGCUUUCCUGUCGAAUGACCAAGCAUGUGGUUCCCUAAUUUGUUUCAAACUCUUUUCUGCUUGCAUCUUCCAUGUUACUGCUGUUCUACACAUGCAGUCUAACAUCCUGUCUAAGGAAAACUUCCUAUGAAUUUUUCUAGGAAGGCGAUUUGUGGAAACAAUGAAACAACCAAGACAAACAAGCUGCUGUCUUGUGGUUGCUUGGACAGACCCUUUAUCUGGACCAUGAAGUUGGAAGCCAUUGGCACCUUUGGCUGUGAUGUUUGUGGAUGUGGGUGCACUCUAAUCAUUAAGGAUGGCGCUACCAAGGUGGUUCUUGGCUGUUCAUGUCAGAGCCUCACCCAUCCUUCAGUGGUUCUGUGUCAAAAUGUUAUUUAUUUUACAAUAUCUAUUGUGCUAAUGUUGAUCAAGAAGAUUUAAAAUAAUUUUUCUUCUGAACAAGAGCUAAUAAAAGGUUGUUAAGUUAAUUCUAUUUACUAUUCUUUGUUCUGUUUUGAGAGGAGGAUGUAUCUUGCUGGGUGUGAAGCCCAGUCUUAGGGUUAAGUAUUGAAAAAUCAAGGCAGUUCUUCAUCAAUACCAGAAUUCCUUCAAUGUUCGUGUUAGUACUGUGAUUAAUGUAUGCUUUAUUAGAUAACUGUGUUCUGUAGAAAAAAUCCAUCCAAUAUUUUUUAUCGAAGGAACAUGGUUUGAGUCAUAUCUAUCAGAAAUAAUGCAAUAGUGAGUCAUUUCUUAGUAUAUUUCUAAAUGUUUGGCAUGAAGUAAACUCAGCAUCAAAAUAUUUCAGUGAAUUUGCACAUUUACUCAUCAUUACUUUGUAACCCAGUUGAAAUGUUUAAUAAAUAAAGUAUAAAUCAAAAACUUGAAAAUGAAAUAGUAUUUAGGGAAUCCCAUUCCACAUUAUGCAAUUAAUGUAGAUGUUACAUCUUUAAAAUGAGAUAAAAGGGGGAAAAUUAGAUUUAA
Molecule: messenger RNA, 2676 nt
Organism: Perognathus longimembris pacificus (Pacific pocket mouse)
Lineage: Eukaryota; Metazoa; Chordata; Mammalia; Rodentia; Heteromyidae
Gene: Ptger2
Product: prostaglandin E receptor 2
Exons: 2
Coding region: 357-1448 (363 amino acids)
Biological process (GO): cellular response to prostaglandin E stimulus; positive regulation of cytosolic calcium ion concentration; adenylate cyclase-activating G protein-coupled receptor signaling pathway
Cellular component (GO): plasma membrane
Molecular function (GO): prostaglandin E receptor activity
Source: RefSeq, a predicted model, not a curated record